Camelus dromedarius (Arabian camel) is the source of this 692-nucleotide messenger RNA. It is a transcript of the gene TRAPPC2, whose product is annotated as trafficking protein particle complex subunit 2. Lineage: Eukaryota; Metazoa; Chordata; Mammalia; Artiodactyla; Camelidae. The record is from RefSeq and is a predicted model, not a curated record. Bases 172 to 594 code for a protein of 140 amino acids. Gene Ontology annotation, cellular component: cytoplasm; nucleus; TRAPP complex. Gene Ontology annotation, biological process: endoplasmic reticulum to Golgi vesicle-mediated transport. The transcript is spliced from 5 exons.
GCUCCGGCCGGACCGGAAGCCCCGCCCACGUAUCGCGAGAGCGCAACCGGGAGUCUCGCGAGGGCAGCUUCGGGAGUCUCAACGGAAGCGGCGGAGCGCGGGUCUUCCUCCAGAACUGACUGGACGUUUCCGUUGCUGUGGUCUCGCCGCAGGAGCUGUGUAUUGAAGACAAUGUCUGGAAGCUUCUACUUUGUCAUUGUGGGUCACCACGAUAAUCCAGUCUUUGAAAUGGAGUUUUUGCCAGCUGGAAAAGCAGAAUCCAAAGACGACCAUCGCCACCUGAACCAGUUCAUAGCGCACGCUGCUCUCGACCUUGUGGAUGAGAACAUGUGGCUGUCGAACAACAUGUACUUGAAAACUGUGGACAAGUUCAAUGAGUGGUUUGUUUCAGCAUUCGUCACUGCAGGUCAUAUGAGAUUCAUUAUGCUGCAUGACGUAAGGCAAGAAGAUGGAAUAAAGAACUUCUUUACUGAUGUCUAUGAUUUAUACAUAAAGUUUGCAAUGAAUCCGUUUUAUGAACCCAAUUCUCCUAUUCGAUCAAGCGCAUUUGACAGAAAGGUUCAGUUUCUUGGGAAGAAACACCUUUUAAGCUGAAUGCAGAAAAUUCAGAAAUAAACAAUGUCACUGGGAUGGGGUGUACUCAGGAAUGUGUACAUUGUAAGUAACUUGAUUAAACAGCCAGAAAAGUUUUA